AAGUAGUCAGCCCCAUCACUUCAGAGGUGGUUAGUUGGGUGUGCUGGGGUUUCGCUGCCAAGCUCUGAUAGUGAUCGGAUUCCUGGAGUUUUUUUGUUUGGCUGUGUCAAGACUGCAACAUGCAGAUGCUACAGAACAUUUUGAUAUGGAACGUGAUGGCUGCAAUAAUCCUCUUGGGUCAAGCAAGGCCAAAUGUGAAGCUUAAUUUGCAGUCAAGCAGUGGUCUAAUGUCAGACUGUGCGGCUAAUCUCAUGAGGAUUUCGCUGGACGAGGCUCUAGCAGUGGGGAACCAGCUCGAGGUGGAGGCCACCAAUGGCACGCAACACAUUGUGUUAACACCAAGCCUUGCUGCUCAGUGUGGAUAUAGCAUGGAGUCUGACCCAUGGGGUAACACCAGAAUCUACACGUCUCUAAUGGGCUGUUAUGUGGACAACAAAGACGAUACAACAUUUAAUGUUGGCUUGAAACUCCGAAUGUACGACCAGAGUCCAUCCAACAUGGUUACUCAUGAUGUGAAGCAGACUUGCAGCUACACUCGGUGGGCCUCCAGAGAGAUUCUCUGCGACAGGAACUACAUGGAAGUGUCAAAUCACAUGGCUAAACCUGAAGCACAAGCUGAAGCUAAGGGGCAGACUCAGGAUGUUAAGGACAACUCCCAGAUCAACACCAUUCCUGAUCCCUCUGGUGCAGCACACGGUAUCUGGAAGAUGACGUUUUUCACCCCUGAACCAGUGUCAAUGGUGCUAAAGGAGGCUGAACAAGCCGGCUAUGGCGCCAUGACAACUUCAACUCGUCUGGUUAUGCGAAGCCCGUACAACACAGCAGAGACUUACUCGGAGGAUGUGGCUGGAGUCCCUAUGGAGGUUUUCAGGGUGAGCACUUACUACAAAGCACCACAUGGUCUAAGUGUGGUGAACUUGGCAGCAGCUUGUCCCACAGGUGGCGUCCUCUUUACCGACGACGUCAUCUCUUGGCAUGUACCUCGCCGUGUGACUCCUGUGGUCGAUGGCAGCUUUAAAAUCCUAGAAAUGCACAUGGGCAUCAAUGGGCAGCGGCUGGAUAAGUCUCAGAUGGCUGCACGGGGGUACACACUGUCCACCACAGAUUUUCACAUCGUGAUUGAAAUCCCAGUGGGCUCGCCUGAUGGUUACUACAAGAGCCAUGCCCCAGAUUACCAGUACCACAUCAUCUACAUCGUGGAGCCCAUGUUGGAGGUGCUGUGGCGGGCAGAUGACACCCAAGAUGAUACCAGAUACAAGGUUUUGUUCCCUAUUACAACCCCUCUAAUGCCUCGACCGCCUCAUGUCCAAGACGACACUGUCCCAGAGGCCCGGGUGUUCAGCGUUCACUUGGGGACUUUCCUUCAUGAUGUGGAGCUGAUGAACAUCACCUUCUCCACCGGGGUUCUGACUGUUGAGGAGAGCAACGCCAGAGGUUUCACCGUCCAGGAGCACAGAUUCCCCAAUGGAUCAAAGAGCUUCUCACUACAAGUGCCCUUUGAUGCUGAUGUUGUCCUGACACACAAUCCUGAACGUUUGGUUACACACUACUUCCUCCCUCUUAUCUUUGGGUUUGUGAUCCUGCCUGAAGAAACUCCAUUCGCACACCCAGUGGAUGUGCAGGCAUCUCUGCAGGAUGUUGUGCUCCCCACCAUCACUGGCACCUGUGACCAGAACCAGUUUUACAUCAGCGUGAAAUUUGGGAGUCAUGGCCCAAAUUUUGAUGCCAUAGUUGGACCUCGACAGCUGACACCGGACAUGGCGGAGGAAUACCACUUCCAAGAGAACAGCACACACUUAAGCCUCAUAGUGCCGUACACUGCCAAGGACACAGUGUUCGAGCUUCUUACCACAGAUUCAGUCAGAGCCAGACUUGACGUGCAUCUGUUGGAUCGCAUCAACAGCUGGAUGCUUGCUGAUCUGUAUCUGGCCUGCAAUUUCCCCUUAACAGCAACGAAGUGCUACCCCAACGGAACAAUAACCGCUUUAGCCCUGAAGGUGGAAUCGGUGCCCAAUCUUGAGCCAAGUUGGCUGACUCUAAAGGACCAGUCCUGCAAACCGGUGUUCAGCGACGAUCGGUUUGCCUAUUUCUCCUUCAGUGCUGACUCCUGUGGGACCACUAGAACAUUCUUUGACCACUACAUGCUGUAUGAAAAUGAGAUUAGCCUGUAUUACAACAACAACAAAGGAGCAGCCUACACAUCACCAAUCGAUCCUGAGUACAGGCAAACUGUUUCCUGCUUCUAUGUGGUGAAUGAAACUAAGACUGUUGCAUUCAGCUCGAAACAAAGAAGCUUUGAACCCACAGCAGAGAUUGGCUCAGGGCAGCUAAUUGUCCAAAUGAGGCUAGCCCAAGAUUCAUCAUAUGAUCUCUUCUACCAAGCACAAGAUUAUCCAGUAGUGAAAUAUCUGAGGCAGCCUCUAUAUUUUGAGGUGCAGCUGAUGGAGUCCACUGACCCACAGUUGGAGCUCAUUGUGGAGAACUGCUGGGCCACCCUGCAUGAAGAUAGGAUGUCUCUGCCCAGCUGGGACAUCAUUGUGGACAGCUGUGAGAACAGUGAGGACAGCUACUUGACCAUUUUCCAUCCUGUUGUGAGCGAUGCCAGGGUUUCAGUCCCAUCCCACAUCAAACGUUUUUCUGUGAAGAUGUUCACCUUCACUCAAGAGGAAGAGGUUCUAAAAGACGAGAUUUAUGUCCACUGUGAUGCAGUGAUAUGUGACACAAACAGCCAAGCAGACGGUUCCUGCAGAGGCCAGUGUGUGCAGCCUGCAGGCUUUGGUAACUCCAGACAUCAAGGGAUAAAAGGAUUGAAAAGGGAGCGAAGAAGCUUGGACUCCACCCUCCAAAGGCAGAUCUCGUCUGGACCUAUUCUCAUAUUGAACACAAGGUCAAAACUCUGAAUAAACGGCAAAUGUUUCUUAAAA
Messenger RNA from Plectropomus leopardus (leopard coralgrouper), 2924 nucleotides. RefSeq names its product zona pellucida protein AX 1 (gene zpax1). Lineage: Eukaryota; Metazoa; Chordata; Actinopteri; Perciformes; Serranidae. The record is from RefSeq and is a predicted model, not a curated record.